Phytophthora sojae is the source of this 516-nucleotide messenger RNA. RefSeq lists its product as hypothetical. The transcript is spliced from 4 exons. The record is from RefSeq and is a predicted model, not a curated record. Lineage: Eukaryota; Oomycota; Peronosporomycetes; Peronosporales; Peronosporaceae. The coding region runs from base 1 to 516 and encodes 171 amino acids.
AUGGCGGCGCUCCUGAGCGCAAUGCCCUCCCCUCCAGGCUUCGCAUGCGUGUCAUGCGGGCGUGCACAGGUUCGAGAGCGAGGAGGACCAGGGCACCCACGACACAAGGGCGAGGGGCAGCAGGCACCGGGGGGGGGCACCAAGAGCGCGGGGGAAGGCGAGGAGCUCAAGAGUACGAAGGACAGCAGAGGCUCCAAGGGCACGACGGACGGACGGGCGUCGUCGUUGGCGGCGGCAGUGGUGGUGGUGGUGGCCGAGGAGGGGGAGGAGGAGGAGGAGGAGGAGGUGGAGAGAGUGAGGCAGGCCGCGAUGACGCUGCAGAAAGGAGGGAGGUCGAGCAGGAGUCGAAGAGUGGAGGCAGAGCGAGCGGCAGUGGAGGAGGAGGUCGUGCAAUGCGUCAAGGAGCGUGGCGCGGGUGGCCUGCAGCGAGGACACAAGGAAGCGUGCGAGGAGCUGGUGCGUCUCGUGGCGGCGCAGCUGGUCAUGCAGAGCUACCACUGCGUGCGGCCCUCCUAG